AUGAAAACGCGCAUGAUUUUGUUGAUAAUUUUAAUAAGCGAUACUUUAGCGCGCCCAAGAUCCGAAAAGGAGUCGACCGUUGCGGAACAAUCUUCGAAAAUUGCAAUAUCAGAUCAAAUCGUUGAGACUGCAACGGGAGUUGGCGGCAUUAAAGGGAUAUCAGUUAUAAUACCAGUUUCAUCUUUUCCCAUAAUAAUAAUAAGAGCACCGAGAAAUUUUACAACGGAUGACGGACAAAUAAUAAGACUUGAAAAUGGAUCAACAAUAAUUGCGUCGACGUACAAUAAAACAGAUGUUCCGGGUGUUUUGCAAAUGGACAAAAAUGAAACAGCACAAGGUACAAAAGAGUCAAAAUUUACGCAGCCACAAACGCAAAAUCUAAACAAUAAAACGACUGACGAAUACAAAUCCGAAUCUCAAAAUAUGACGGGACAGAUUGACACGAAACAAAAAGGGAAAGAUAUUACAAAUGCUUCAACUAAAUGCAGAAUAUCAAAUGCAAUUAGAUGUGAAGAAAAAAAUAUUACAUUAAACGAUCAUAAAAAACAGCAUAAAGAAAAUAGUCCUAAAGGAGUAACUAACGAUAAAAGAAUCAGUAGCAAAGAACCACAAGACAAAGAAAAAUCACGUACUACAAAAAUAGACAAGAAUGCAUCGGAAAAAUACAAAAAUGAGAAAAAUGAUGAUAAAGUAAAAGAUUCAAAGGAAAUCGGAGAUAAGAUAAAAGAUAACAGACAAAAGACAAAAGAAGACAAAGAAGGGUCAGACAGUAAACCAAGAAAUGAUAAAGACAGAAGUAAAUUAGUGAGCGAAGAAGGAAGUGUAGAUGAUCGCAAAAAUACUGAUGUUAAUGGAAGAAACGAAGUGAACGAAACAAAUAAAGCAAAUAAGAAAGCAGAAGGUAAUAAGAAAGAUAAUGUAUUGCAAUUAGACGAUAAUAAUAAAAAAUUAAACAAAAAGGCAGAUUCUAUAACUGAAGCUAAAGAACAAAACGAGACAGGCGAGAGCAAAUCUGGUAAUAAAGGAACAAACAGCGAAACAGUAAAUAUAAAACAAUCUAUAGGUGAGAAAGAAAAGAAUCAAAAAGGAAAUAAAGAACAUCUCGUCGGCAAAGACGAACGAGAUAAGAAUGUAGAAACUUCACAAGAAAAAAGUAACUCCGUAAAAACUGUUACUAAUAAAAAUCAAUAUGAAGAAUUAGAAAAGAUGAUUAAUAAUAGAACAGUACUGGAUAAGUCUGUAGAACCAGGACACGAUAGCAAAAAGCCAUUAAGGAACGAAGAAGAUAAUAUGGAAGAUAUGAAAAAGAAAAACAUUACAAGAGACUCAUCAUUAACCGAUCAAGAACCAACGAAGAUAAAUAACACGAAAAAUGAAAGCAUUGAUAAAGACUCAGGUAAUAUAAAAAUUGACAUAAAUGGUGACAGGAAGAAUGUAAUGUAUUUUAAUAAAAAAAUGUCGAGCAAACUACUUCUCGUGACCCAAUUGUUGCUCAAAACGUGGCGGUGGCCACACGUAGUCUUGCGAUGGAUAAUGUGUAAGUUUUUUGGGUUCAGCAUCAAUUACGUUACAUAUAAAUCUAAAAUAUUCAGUCGAUGUAUAUAGGAAGUUCUUUAUACUUAAAAAUAUUUAUUAUAUGAUAGUUCAUAAUGUUCUGAUUUUAAACUAAUCUAAAAUUGAAUGCUUUCUUAUUUUUAUUAUAACUUCUCGAAUAAGAGAAACGAGGUUUAUGGCUGUAACAAGAUUGACACAUGUUUAUUCUUAUGUUUAUGUAAUACGUGAAAUCGAUUAAAUUAUUUAUGUGUAAUUGUUUAGAUACAAAAAUAUACCUAUAAAAUAUACAUAUUUAUAUCAUAGAAAAAUAAUAAAUGUAUUUUUACAACUGUGUUUUAAAAGUCAUUAUCUGCUUCCGCUAAAAUGAGUUACCAUCAAUUAAAUUAUCUUUAUCGUAUGGCAUUGAAUAAUUCCCACUAUUAUUAAUUUAAAUUAGUUGUGUAAUCAUUAAGAACAACGUUAUUUUUAAGUGGAUAUCCGAAAAAAUGAUGGCAGAAUUGUGGAUUGGCGAAAAUAAAACGCACACACGCAAAAUCUUAUAUAAAUAAAACAUGAAUAUACAACGUGGAUGUUUAAGUGCUUUUUUUAUACUGCGCAUAUACACAUGCGUGCACAUUUGCACAUGUAAUAAGCUAUGUAAUAAGCUUUGGGAUUGUUAUAUUUAAUCUAUCUUGAAAUAGCUAUUAGAGAAUAGGAGUGUACAAUUCAAUGGCACUGGCACUAGCCAAUUCACAUUAUCUUGCAUGGAUGAGUAACCCGAAAAGAACAGUGUUAUUACGAUAAUCGGUACAUUGUUAUUUAUGCUAACGUCAGCAAUACCAUUCGCGUUAUCAGAACGUUGCGAAAUAAACCGUGACGUGAGUUGUAUUACUUUAAAAACCGUUACCGUACCAUUUCUGCCAAAAUUAACAUAAGUGCAUAUUGCAAUAGCUUCUACAAAAUUACGGUAAUUUUCCACAAACAUGACUCAUGUCUUAUCUAUGUGCGUCACAAUUAUUACCAAACAAUUUAAUAUUACUCAGCGAAUAUAAGAAAUAUCAUCUUGAUACGCAAUUAAAAUAAAUUACUAUUGUAUAUAUCAUUGUAAUAUGUAUAUGUAUACACACAACACAUAUAAAAGUGGACAUUGCAUCAUUGCUCUACAAUCUUGUAGCAAUCUCGCAGUAACAUUUCACAACCAAGGACGUGGAUACUUUCCAGGAAGACAUGAUUCAAAAUGUUACUUUCAAAAUUAUUAUACCUAUAGAUUCAAAAUACACUUUUUGGUAUAUAAAUAUCUUCUGUUUAUCAAAGAAAGAGCAAACGUUUUUAGUAUUUUAUGUAUAGCAUCUCUUCUCUUUAUGAAAAGAAGAGCUGAUUCCAGGGGACGGGAGGGGCAGUGGCGCUUUUACCCUUCUUCUAUGAACAUCUCUGUUCACAACAUUUAUGUAAUGUUGCAAUCUUGUAAUUAAAUGCUGCUACAAUAUUGUUGCAAUCUGCUUAUUCUAUAUGGACGAGAAAACACUGACUAAAUCAUAAAAUAAUAAAUAUAAAAUUUUAUUAUGCAAUAUAUUGUGAACGUAACAUGAAUGUUAAGCUUAAGUACAUCCUUCUUAUAUUGCAUAUACCUACAUAGGUAACAUAGGUACGCAUACACAAAAGGUACAUACAUGAAAAGUUAAAAUAAAAUAUUUUUAUAGAAUAUAUCUCUACUGGAAAAAAUACGUGCAUAUAAACCGUGCGUAAAUAGCUUUGAAACAAAUUAUAUGAAUUCUGUUAAUUGUAUUAAUUCUAUCAUUCUUGUCUUUUACAUUUUAGUCACAUUAUACCUUCAAUAAAAUACUUUUCAAGAGAAUAGAGGUGUUCAACUCAUAUCAAUGAUACAUGUGACAAUUCACAUUAUUUGCAUAGUUGUGUUAUCGGGGCAUUUGAGGUAUUAUUAUACGUUCAAAUAGUGAGCAGAAUGGUGAGCAAAUUGUUAGUGCCAUUCAAUGUCGGCGUUAGGCACGUGCAACCGGUCAUCAUACGCGACCUCGCGGGCCCGCUUAACUUGAAAACUGGCUUUGGUGCUAUUAUAAUAUUGCGAAAUAUGUGACCUUACCUACAUCGCUUAAAAAAUUCCUGUAUAAUAUACACAGCUUCUCCUAAAUUACGAAAAUUGUCGAGAACACGACUCAUUUCCUAUCUAUGCCCGUACCAUUUAUUACAAUUCAAUAUUGUACAUCGUACAUAUAGUAUAAGAGAGAUGAUGUGUAAAUAUGCAAUUUAAAUAAAUUAUACCAUUGUACAUA
Molecule: messenger RNA, 3824 nt
Organism: Vollenhovia emeryi
Lineage: Eukaryota; Metazoa; Arthropoda; Insecta; Hymenoptera; Formicidae
Product: serine/threonine-protein kinase fray2-like
Exons: 4
Coding region: 1-1605 (534 amino acids)
Source: RefSeq, a predicted model, not a curated record